Mytilus trossulus (common blue mussel) is the source of this 762-nucleotide messenger RNA. RefSeq lists its product as uncharacterized. The coding region runs from base 1 to 762 and encodes 253 amino acids. The transcript has a single exon. NCBI's taxonomy places the organism in Eukaryota, Metazoa, Mollusca, Bivalvia, Mytilida, Mytilidae. The record is from RefSeq and is a predicted model, not a curated record.
AUGAUUGUUAACUCAAAGAUAGAAAUUAUCUCUGAGAAUCACCUCAAUAAAAGUUCUGAGAGACAGACUCUCGCCAUAACAGAUAGUCUUAGUACAAAUACGUCGGCCUUAGUUAAUAUGGCACACAUAGAUACAACAUCUCGAUGUCCAAUUUGCUCUGAUGUUGCAAAUGAUGACACAAUUAACUGUGACACUUGUCUUGAAUGGUUUCAUUACUCAUGUGUUCAACUAAACAAAUCUAAGGUGGACAAAAUACCAGCAAUAGCACCAUUCACAUGCCCGUUAUGUUGUAAUGACCUUUUACAUACAAACACUUCUAGUACAAUUGAGACUUUGUGUAUACCAACAGAUGAACCGAUACCUUCUAUACCGUCUUCAGCUAACAUAAACUUACCUUCAAGUGGCGUUAUAUCAAACAUAUCUACAUCUUCAUCUUCUAGUGUUCUUAAGUCAUCUAUAUCAGUUGCUAACUCUGUGCCAUAUGUUAUUCCAACAACAACUAGUUCAAAUUUUAGUACUGCAUGUCUGACUUCUACUCUUCAUCAAAUACAAUCAACUUCCAGUUGUAAUACAACAAAUACAACCUCAGUAUCAUCAGGUGCAAUAUCAUCUAUCAUAUCACCAAUUAAAAGCAAGAAGAAAGCUCCAAAUAAAUUAAUGUUAGAGAAUGAUAAUCUUAGAUCUUUUAUCAUAGAACUUGAGCAGAAAAUUAAUGAUCAAGAGAGAACUAUAAAUUUGCUAAAAUCUGCAAAAACCCAGUAA